Messenger RNA from Hyphopichia burtonii NRRL Y-1933, 1596 nucleotides. RefSeq names its product MFS general substrate transporter. Gene Ontology annotation, molecular function: transmembrane transporter activity. Gene Ontology annotation, cellular component: fungal-type vacuole. Gene Ontology annotation, biological process: transmembrane transport. The coding region runs from base 1 to 1596 and encodes 531 amino acids. The record is from RefSeq and is a predicted model, not a curated record. NCBI's taxonomy places the organism in Eukaryota, Fungi, Ascomycota, Pichiomycetes, Serinales, Debaryomycetaceae. The transcript has a single exon.
AUGAACGAAAAUAUCGAGCAGGUUGGUGAAGUUCCAGGAACAACCAUUUUGGUCGAUAAAGAUGGUCAAGUGCAAAAUUAUAUGGGGGGAGUCAAAUUGAAUCAUCAGUCAGAAACUGACAUUAUUCUUAUACCGCAGCCCAGUGAUACUGAUCAGAAUGAUCCGUUAUUGUGGUCUCCUAAAUGGAAAAAACUCCAUAUAACCAUAUUAUUCUUCUAUACCUUGAUUAAUGCCUGUGCUGCUCACUGGACAACCACCGUGUAUACGCUCUUCACCAAGGAUUUCAAUACUAGUUAUUCCAAUCUUAACCAAGUAACCGGGGCGCAAAAUUUGGUUUUAGCCUUUAGUUGUAUAUUUUCCCAGCCGUUUGCCAAUAAGUUUGGUCGUCGACCAACGUAUAUUUGCUCCACGAUAAUAUGUUUAGUGGCCUUUAUUGCCUUUGCCGGAGCCCGCAGUUAUGCUGGAUACAUGGUUUACGGGGUAUUGAUUGGAUUGGGUGUAGGUCCCAUGGAUAGUUUAGUGGGGCCAUCGGUACAUGAUGUCUUUUUUUUACACCAGCAUGGAUACAUGGCUGCGUACGUGAUAGCCUUGGGAUUCGGUUCAAACUUUGGUAUUGUCAUUAGUGGGUACAUAGUGGAAACCACCAAAAAGUGGGAAUGGUGUUUAUACGUAUUAAUCAUACUAGACGUAUGUGUACUAAUUUUUGCCAUCUUCUUUUUGGAAGAAUCUCUCUACCAUAGAGACACAAAGGAUAAAAUAGCAAUUGUUGAAUCUCAUAGUCAAGAAUCAAACGAAAAGGAAGAAAUCAAAGAAACGGUCGAAGUUGAUAACUUGAGUCCAAUUCCCAGAAAACCGUUUUGGCAAAGAAUAACCUUCUUAUCGCUUGAUAAAGCAAACAAAUCCAACAUAUUUGAAUUGACCAUUGCGCCAAUUAAAACCUUUAGGUAUCCAGCAGUAAUCUUCACCUCGUUAAUCUACGGGAUCCAAAUCUGCUGGCUUCAAUUAUUUGGAGUGACUCUUUCGCAAUUCUACUCGGCCCCUCCUUAUAAUUUCACCAGUGAAGCAAUUGGAAAUAUGAACUGGGCCGGGAUAGUUGGUACAAUCAUUGGUGCUGCCUAUUUACAAAUCAGUGACUGGUACCAAGUCUACAGGGCAAAGAAAAACAAUGGGAUUGCCGAACCCGAACACAAACUUGACUUAUGGUACGUUCCGAUGAUUCUCAACGUCCUAGGACUAUUUUUAUACGGAUACGGUCCAAAAUACGGUUAUCAUUGGGUAGUCGGGGCCAUUGGUAUUGGGUUAAUCAACAUUGGAAUUUUUUCAUUAACCACAAUCUCCUUAACCUACGUGAUGGAAUCGUAUCCUAAACAAACCUCAAAAACCAUGGUUGCAGUGUUAUUUGUCAGAAACAUCAUGUCGGCCAUCUUCACCUGGGUGUUCCAAUACUGGUUGGAAGGCUUGGGAGUCAUUUGGUUGGUUGCAAUGUUGGGUCUCUUGUGUUUCUUCAUCAACGCCAGUGUGCUCAUCAUGGUGUUCUGGGGCAAAUCCUUCAGACAAAAGACUGCCCACUGGUACUUCAACUCGGUCCAAGACUAG